AAGAGCGAAAACGCAGCGUAAAAAAGGGAGGGAACCCAUCAGAGCAGAGCUCGCAGUGGACGAUUCAGACUCUCAACGCCUGAGGGGCGCAGUCCAUUUCUCUCUCAAUUUGCAUGUUCCUUCUGGUUUCUGCCAUUUCCUUACUCCAAAUUCGAAUCUUCCCCUCUCCGCCAUAGCCAUGGCGUCCAAGGGCAAGGGGAUUGCCAAGGACACAUCCUCUGGAAAGCGGAAGCAACGCGAAGACAACAAUGGCGCCGACCUCGCCCGUAAGAGGAGGGACCGGAGCGUUCUUCAGUUCUUCGAGGACGUCGCUCCGGAGGUUGGUGGCGAAAGUGACGAUAGCGAUUUUCUCGAUGAUUUCAUGGAGGAAGAGUUUGAUACAGAACCGGCAUUUAAGAAUGAUGCUGCAAAAGAUCAAAAUAUUCCAUUCUUCCCAAAAGAAGAGGAAAUGAAUGAAGAGGAGUUUGAUAGAAUUAUGGAGGAGCACUACAAUCAAGGUCCUGGACUCGGUGCAUUUGCAGAAGAAAAUUAUGAGAACAAAAAUUCUACUGGAAGAAACCCUCUUCAGCCGUCUUCCAGGGAUACUAUCUCUCUGUGGAAAGUUAAAUGCAUGGUUGGACGUGAGCGGCAAUCAGUUUUUUGUCUUAUGCAGAAAUUUGUUGAUUUGCACUCAUUUGGUACCAAGCUACAGAUAAAAUCUGCAUUUUAUGUAGACCAUGUAAAAGGUUUUAUUUACAUAGAAGCUCCUAGGCAGUAUGAUUUAAUUGAGGCAUGUAAAGGGAUCAGUGGCAUAUAUUCUACUCGCAUAGCUUCUGUUCCCGAAAAUGACAUCUCUCAGUUGCUUACUGUUCGAAGUAGAGUCAGUGAAGUUUCUGUAGGUACAAUGGCCCGUGUAAAAAAUGGAAAAUACAAGGGAGACCUUGCUCAGAUUGUUGCUGUCAACAAUGCACGCAAGAGAGCGACUGUGAAGCUUGUUCCAAGGAUUGAUCUCCAAGCUAUGGCUGCAAAAUUUGGUGGAGGAGUUGCUGCUAAGAAAACUACCAAUCCUGCACCACGAUUGAUCAACUCUAGUGAACUUGAUGAAUUUCGACCUCUCAUGCAAUUUAGGCGUGACCGUGAAACUGGGAAACUUUUUGAGUUUCUUGAUGGGAUGAUGCUCAAGGAUGGAUAUCUAUUCAAAAAAAUAUCUUUAGAUUCAUUGAACUGCUGGGGCGUAAUGCCAUCUGAAGAUGAGCUCUUAAAGUUCAAGCCUCCUGAGAGCAACGAGUCUAAUGAUCUAGAGUGGCUUUCUCAACUUUAUGGUGAAAAAAGGAAAAAGAAGAUCAUUAGGACUGAAAAGGGGGGUGGAAAAGGAGAGGGCACAUCAGGAUCUAGUUCCAUGAACAGCUUUGCAGAUCAUGACCUUGUUUGUUUUGGCCGGAAAGAUUUUGGGAUGAUAUUAGGAACGGAAAAAGAUGACAGUUACAAGAUUUUGAAGGAAGGCCCUGAUGGGUCUAUUGUGGUGAAUGUGCAACGGAAAGAGUUGAAAAGUGGGCCUUUAGAGGGUAAAUUUACCGCUGCUGAUCACAAUGGAAAGAUCAUCUCUGUUUCAGACAAUGUCAAGGUGUUGGAAGGAUCACUUAAGGAUAAGCAAGGGAUUGUUAAGCAUGUUUAUAGACACACGGUGUUUGUAUAUGAUGAGAAUGAGGUGGACAACGAUGGUUAUUUCUGCUGCAAAUCUAACAUGUGCGAGAAAAUCAAGAUUUCUUAUGAUGCACCUAGUGGAAAGGAUGAUGACAAAGGUUUCUCUGGUUUUGAGGAUUUCUCCUUUUCUCCCAAGUCACCCCUAUCACCUAAAAAGCCAUGGGCAGAGAAGGACAGUGGUCGUGAAUACAACCGUGAUGAUAAAGAUGGAAUGUUCUCUAUUGGUCAAACCUUGAGAAUACGUGUCGGUCCUUUAAAGGGAUACCUAUGCCGUGUUAUAGCCGUACGUAAAAAAGAUGUUACAGUGAAGCUUGAUUCUCAACAGAAGGUUCUUACAGUCAGAUCUGAUUUUCUUUCUGAGGUAUAUCGGAAGACCUCUACUGUGUCUCUCAGUGAGGAUACAGAAUUCGGUUCUCUAAAACCUUUCGAUAUACUGGGAAAUGAAGGCAGUUCCCAAGAUUGGAUGGGUGGCACGGGGUCAUCCACAGGUGGUGAUGGCUGGAAUUCUGCUGGACCUUCUUCAGAAAGAAGUCCUUGGCCCAGUUUCCCAGAGUCUGGUACCUCGAAUUGUCCAGGGUCCAGUUCUAAUCCUUUCGGUUCUGAAAGCCUUGAUGCUCAAAAAGAUGUUGAAGAUUCUCCUUGGGUUAGCAAGACGGUUCCAAAUGCAAGCACUUCCUGGGGUGCUGCAAAAUCAAAUGUUGACGAUACUGUUAAUGAUGACCAAGCCCCUGGAUGGGGGAAGAGCGAGUCAUGGGACAAAGCUACUGCUAAAACUAGUUCAGAUGGCAAUGCCUCUGGUGCCUGGGACAAAAAAGUAGUACCUGGUGGAGAUUGUGCAGGCCCUACAGAUCAAGCUGAGGACAAGUGGGACAAGGGAAAGCGUGUGUCUUCUGAUAAUCAGACUGGCAACUGGGGUGAUGGAACUUCUGGUAAGAAUGAACCCAGUGCAUGGAGCAGAGAUAAAGAUUCGGAAUCCGGGGGGUGGAAAAAGAGUCAAAAUGCUAGUUUUGGUGAUGAAAAUAAUUCAGCAGAAGCCUCAGCUGAUAAGUGGAGCAGCAAAAAUCGAUCAAGUGGAGGCUGGGGAGAUUGUAAUGCUUCAACCACUGUCUCUGAGAUCAAGCCAGCUGGCAAGAGCAAUGCAGGUAGUUCUGCUUGGAAUAUAAGUGACGAAAACUCUUCCUGGAAUACCCAAAAACAAGAAUCAAAUCGUGGCAGUUGGGGGAAGCCUAGUGACCGUGGAGGUACUAGGUCUUCUGAAAGUGGAAGAGGUGGAAAUCAAGUCAGGGGUGGAUCAUCUGGUCAAGACAGCUCAUCUGAUUGGAAUAAAUCUACCACUACUGAUGGAGCUGGAAAAAAGGACGGUUGGAAUAAACCAAAUCUUGCUAGUGAGGAUGAAAGUAUUGGGAAAAAAGGAUGGGGACAGGGUAAUGAAGCCAAUGAUAGUGGUAACAAAUGGCAGAGUUCAGGGUCUGAUGGUGGAAAAAAAUGGGGCACUAAUGAAUCAGAACGUGAUGGUGGAAACAAAAGUUGGAAUACAUCCAAGUCAUCUGAUGGGGAUACUGGCGGUGGGAAUUCAGCUAUUUGGAAAGACAAAUCUGAUUCCUCAAGUUUGACAGCCCCAAAAGGAGACCAAUGGGGCGGAGAUUGGGAUAAGCAGCACAGUUCAAAUGAUACCAAAGCCUCUGAGGACAAUUCUCCUUGGAAUAAGAAAUCUGUUGAAAGUGGCAAAGAUGGUGAGCGUAAGGAUCAAGGCAGUGGCUGGAAUGUUGGAAAAAGUUCUGGUGGAGAUUCUGCAUCUGGAUGGGGUCAAACCAGCAAGGAAGCUGGUUCAAGUGACCAAGCAGGUAGCUGGGGUUCUAAUUGGAAAAAGAAUUCUAAUGCUGGGAAUGAGGAUUCUAGUUGGGCCAAGAAAAGCAACUGGAACUCAGGAAAUGAAUCUAAUGAUAAUCAAUUCACAGGUGAUACCUCAGGCCAUGGAAGUUGGGGGGG
Messenger RNA from Momordica charantia (bitter melon), 3672 nucleotides. RefSeq names its product kow domain-containing transcription factor 1 (gene KTF1). The record is from RefSeq and is a predicted model, not a curated record. Gene Ontology annotation, biological process: regulation of transcription by RNA polymerase II; transcription elongation by RNA polymerase II; regulation of DNA-templated transcription elongation. Gene Ontology annotation, molecular function: mRNA binding. Gene Ontology annotation, cellular component: DSIF complex. Lineage: Eukaryota; Viridiplantae; Streptophyta; Magnoliopsida; Cucurbitales; Cucurbitaceae.